AUGGCGCAGUAUGCAGACCCAGUGGCCGACUUGCUGGACAAGUAUGGAUCGUUCCGUGCCAGACUCUUCAGGGAGUCCUGUGUGUUCCAUAGGGGAAAUUAUGUCAAGGAUCUAAGUAAACUAGGAAGAGAUUUAAAGCAUGUUCUUAUUGUGGAUAAUUCACCUGCGUCAUAUAGUUUUCAUCCUGAGAAUGCAGUUCCAGUUGCAUCAUGGUUUGAUGACUUUUCUGACAUGGAACUUUUAGACUUGAUUCCCUUCCUCGAAACAUUGAAUGAAGUUGAUGAUGUCUGUGCAUUUUUGAGGAGUGCUAACAUGAACAUCCUGAAAGGCAGAUGUGAUUCACUGGAAAUCCGUAGCUGAAUGACAGUGUAAUUAAUUUUAAGGUUUUUAAACUAAAGGCUUUAAUUAAAUUUACAUUUUUGGGACACUAGACAAACUGAAAGUAUUGUUAGUUAGCACUCUUAUUGAUAAUUUUUAUCGGUAUUUGUGCACAUCAUGAGGUGAGAUUUGGGUCUCCUGUGUGGUGUGCACAAUAUUUUUAAUAAGAUCCACUUACUGAGCUAACUACAACCAAUGCACAAAUAACAUUAUCACAAAACAUAUUGCUUUGUAUACAUUUUCACAGUUGAUUUUACCUUCUUCAUAAGGGAAGUAAGGAUUUUUCAAAUUAGUUUCUUUUCUUGUUAUAAAGAAAUUUUCUCUCUGUAGAAUGUUAUUAUUCAUUUUUGUGAAUCAAAUUCAUAAAUGGACAGGUUUGCCCUACCAAACUGAGCUGCAGCCAGGUUGUAAAUUAAUGUAGAAGUAGUGGGUAACUGUGAAGAGCGACUCCGAUUUUAAGUUGUUGGUAACCUGUCAACCAACUGUUGUUGACAUGUUACCAACAGAUGACCAGCACUAUCUUUUGAUAGCUGCUCUUCACUUUUACUGAAAUGAAGCGUCACUGGUACAUUAAUUGGCAAGCUCUCAAAAAUGUGGAACUUGUGAGAGUUGGUUACUGUAAUUCUCACUGGAGACACCAUCAUAGAUCUAGGGUUCUUCGAGUAUAGAUGAAGCAUGAUUUGAGACGUCAUGUGAUUAUCGCGAUCCACUGAAACACUAUAAAGCUCAGCCCAGUUAAAUUCUGGAAAGGCUAAAUCAUGGCACAACACAUCAUAGGACAGUGUCAUAGGCCACGCCUAUUGCACUGUUGUAAAAGCCCUUAUUGCCUUUUUUUAGAACUUUUUGUUUGAAACGUUAUUUUAAUCACAAUCAUUACGUUGAUUAACUAUGUUUUUACGUAAAGUGUACAUAGAACUGGUUCUGUAGGAAGAAAUACUAAAGUCUCAUUUAUUAUACAAAAUUAUUAACUCGGGUUCCCAUGUUGAUUAUAAACCUGGUGGCAGAAAUGGCAUAAUUUUUAAGGGAGGCAACUUUCCUAAAUAGAGAAAUAAUGUUUAUCUUCUUUGCACUAGGUAAGACAAU
Molecule: messenger RNA, 1461 nt
Organism: Orbicella faveolata
Lineage: Eukaryota; Metazoa; Cnidaria; Anthozoa; Scleractinia; Merulinidae
Product: carboxy-terminal domain RNA polymerase II polypeptide A small phosphatase 1-like
Molecular function (GO): RNA polymerase II CTD heptapeptide repeat phosphatase activity
Source: RefSeq, a predicted model, not a curated record